Molecule: messenger RNA, 1872 nt
Organism: Procambarus clarkii (red swamp crayfish)
Lineage: Eukaryota; Metazoa; Arthropoda; Malacostraca; Decapoda; Cambaridae
Source: RefSeq, a predicted model, not a curated record
AUGGGCCGUGCAGAGACAUACCACAAGUCUGCUCGCGACACCAAAUUAUUUGCCUGUGUUGUUGUAAUGGAAGCUGGAACCCUGGAAAUAGAAGGAGAGAACGGUGUGCCAAGCCAAUGUUACUGGAACCAGCAUCUGGAUGUUGAUCGUGAGUUGAUCUCUGAGAUCGAGGCAGCCAACAGAGGAGGGAGCAGGAGGCAGCCAACAGAGGAGGCAGGAGGCAGCCAACAGAGGAGGGAGCAGGAGUCAGCCAACAGAAAAGGAAGCAGGAGGCAGCCAACAGAAAAGGAAGCAGGAGGCAGCCAACAGGAGAGGAAGCAGGAGGCAGCCAACAGAGGAGGAAGCAGGAGUCAGCCAACAGGAGGAGGAAGCAGGAGGCAGCCAACAGAAAAGGAAGCAAGAGGCAGCCAACAGAAAAGGAAGCAGGAGGCAGCCAACAGAAAAGGAAGCAGGAGGCAGCCAACAGAAAAGAAAGCAAGAGGCAGCCAACAGGAGGAGGAAGCAGGAGGCAGCCAACAGAAAAGGAAGCAGGAGGCAGCCAACAGAAAAGGAAGCAAGAGGCAGCCAACAGAAAAGGAAGCAGGAGGCAGCCAACAGAAAAGAAAGCAAGAGGCAGCCAACAGGAGGAGGAAGCAAGAGGCAGCCAACAGAGGAGGGAGCAGGAGGCAGCCAACAGAAAAGGAAGCAGGAGGCAGCCAACAGAAAAGGAAGCAGGAGUCAGCCAACAGAAAAGGAAGCAAGAGGCAGCCAACAGAAAAGGAAGCAGGAGGCAGCCAACAGAAAAGAAAGCAAGAGGCAGCCAACAGGAGGAGGAAGCAAGAGGCAGCCAACAGGAGGAGGAAGCAGGAGGCAGCCAACAGGAGAGGAAGCAGGAGGCAGCCAACAGAGGAGGAAGCAGGUGGCAGCCAACAGGAGGAGGAAGCAGGAGGCAGCCAACAGGAGGAGGAAGCAGGAGGCAGCCAACAGGAGGAGGAAGCAGGUGGCAGCCAACAGGAGGAGGAAGCAGGAGGCAGCCAACAGAGGAGGAAGCAAGAGGCAGCCAACAGGAGGAGGAAGCAGGUGGCAGCCAACAGAGGAGGAAGCAGGAGGCAGCCAACAGAAGAGGAAGCAGGUGGCAGCCAACAGAGGAGGAAGCAGGUGGCAGCCAACAGGAGAAGGAAGCAGGAGGCAGCCAACAGAGGAGGAAGCAGGUGGCAGCCAACAGAGGAGGAAGCAGGAGGCAGCCAACAGAAGAGGAAGCAGGUGGCAGCCAACAGAGGAGGAAGCAAGAGGCAGCCAACAGGAGGAGGAAGCAAGAGGCAGCCAACAGGAGGAGGAAGCAGGAGGCAGCCAACAGGAGGAGGAAGCAGGAGGCAGCCAACAGAAGAGGAAGCAGGUGGCAGCCAACAGAGGAGGAAGCAAGAGGCAGCCAACAGGAGGAGGAAGCAAGAGGCAGCCAACAGAGGAGGAAGCAAGAGGCAGCCAACAGGAGGAGGAAGCAAGAGGCAGCCAACAGGAGGAGGAAGCAGGAGGCAGCCAACAGGAGGAGGAAGCAGGAGGCAGCCAACAGGAGGAGGAAGCAGGAGGCAGCCAACAGAAGAGGAAGCAGGUGGCAGCCAACAGGAGGAGGAAGCAAGAGGCAGCCAACAGGAGGAGGAAGCAGGUGGCAGCCAACAGGAGGAGGAAGCAGGUGGCAGCCAACAGGAGAGGAAGCAAGAGGCACCCAACAGAAGCCAAUAUACAUCUAUACCAAUAGCUAACGAGAUCCUCCGUCCGCCUUCGUUGCCAAUUAAGAUCCUCUGCAUAAUUGAAGCAGUUGAUAGUGGAAAAAUUUGGACGUUGUGUUCCUUGACUUUAGCAAAGCUUCUGAUACAGUGCCGCAUGCAAGACUGA